UAAUAAUGUGGCUACGUAAAUUUUGGCAAUCGUAAUUAUUAGUCGUGGUCAGAGUUCAACACAGUAGUACUAGCAACUGAGCUUGUAGAGAAUUCUCUAUCCUCCUUUCAAUAUGUUCCGUUGCUUUCAAUAUUCGUCGGCAUAUCGCUCGCUGGAUGAACCCCCAGAUGAUCUCAGUGCUGAAGAAGAAAACAGUUUGCGCGGUGUUCAAGGAGAACUUCCCGUAAGCUCAGUCGAAGAUGAAAGUUGUUUUUCUCGAGUUGGAACUACCUCAACAACAGCUUUACAGCAGAGGUCCUUGUCAGCACAAAGAAGCUCUCCACUCUCUUCCACUACGAGUCUUUUUCCGGUCAAUCAAAACCGUGUCUCCCCGGCAGAUCUAAACAGAUUGUCGCCAUUGUCUGUGUCUUCCACUGGAGCAGAGGGAUCAAGUAGAAGCGAGCAGCAUCUUCAACUGGUAUACGGUGGCUCAACUGUGGCAAAUCUGGGCGGUCAUUUAGGAGGAUCGACAGGCACACUGUCUGCAAACCUAUCUAAUCUAUUGAGUCCUCCAGCCCCACCACUUGGGGGUUCUCUUGCGGGAACUCAUUCGGCUCCUGGCUCCACUGCCGGUUUCACGCCGGAGCUGAAGAGGCCACCGAAUCAUAAAUAUGUUAAACAUCUCGAGGCUACACUGCUCAAAAAUUCAUUCAGCGACUCACAACUGAAUCGACGCCAACGUGACGAAGAAAGGUACAUCCGAGUGUCGAUUGGAGCACAUUUACCUGGUGCGUUAUCGGGAACUCCGGGAGCUCAGCAGGUAAUUCCACCACCACGUCCAACUGUUCCCUGUCCGAAACGGGAUAAAAAAUCACGCGAACUCGUUGCGCGCUUAGCUCCCAUAGACACAACGGAGCGAUGGUCACCUGCUGGCCUCGACAAAACGAUUGCAGUCAAGAGUACCGGCGGCAGUGGCAGUAACAGCGUCAGAGACACAAAUACAAAUGAAGUCAAAGGCAAGGACAACCAACUAAAGGAGAUCAAGAUGGGCGGAAGGACACAGGUCAUACGCGUUCCUGUGGACGGUGCUCCACUUUGCUGGGCUCCACCUGUACCAGGACAGCGUUUGUCCGUUGUCCAAGAGAGUGUAUCAGAUUGCCUUGAGGUAACGCAGCGAUCGCAGAAACUUCAGUAUUCACAGAAGUUCCAGCAAUUGCCAAAUGAAUGUAAUGAAAAAACUCAUGACAGCAGUUCUGUUUUCAAAGGACCAGUGCACCUACCUCAGCAUCGCCACCAUCUACAUCUUCAGCCGCGCAAUGUACCAUUUACAGCCAGUUCUAGUGCGCGUCUUCCCAUACGCAUCGUCGUUGGUGGGACCACUAUAAUCCAAGAUGCAGAUACCUAUUCAGGAAUGGUUGGCGACCAAACAAGCGCAGAUAAUAGGUUAGCGUCCUUUGCCGUAUCACCGAUCAACGGGAAUAACGAGGCCUUUGGAAUUAACGAAGUGUGCUCCGUCAACCAAAGGCGACCGGCAGCAUUUUCCGGUGAAGUUCCUCUUGCUAAGGCCGGUCGAUUUCUUCCGACUCAAAGCAGUUCCUGUAGGGUGAAUACCAUCCGAAACCAGGAUCAGUUCCAUCCCGUGCAACAACGAGCACAAAUCACUUCCAGUACAACUACGUCUUUUUCGACCAUUAGUUCAGCGCGAAACGCCUCUUCUCGACUAAUUUCCGCUGCCAGUAGAAAGUGUAGAAUGGCGCCGCCGUCGAAUUCAUCGAACAUUCUCGACAACGCGUCUGGAACCUCAGCAGGGACAGGAUGUCUAGGAGGAGCCACCGGCGCCCUCGGUGCAACAAAUGUUUCUGGAUCAACAACAACAACGGCAGCAGCAGCAGCAGGAGGAGGCGGCGGCGGCUCCUCUUCGUCAAGGAAUUGGUUACAUCAGGACAACGAAAUACUUGGCCAGGGCGUGUGCUAUACCGUAAAGACUCUCGUGGGCACAUCGGCCUGAAAAUCGCCUAAGACUCGACUGUGUAGUCACUCAUUCGCCUGCUUCAUGCAGACCUUGCUGCUGCUGUCGAUGUCGCUGCCGCCAACAUACUCAGCUCCUCUUCUACACUCCCUGAUGACGUCGACUGUCGGCGGCCGAGGCUCGUCGUCGUCAUCGUCGUCGCCGUCGCCGUCGCCGUCGCCGUCGUCGCCGUC
This is a messenger RNA of Varroa destructor (honeybee mite), 2181 nucleotides long. RefSeq lists its product as uncharacterized. NCBI's taxonomy places the organism in Eukaryota, Metazoa, Arthropoda, Arachnida, Mesostigmata, Varroidae. The record is from RefSeq and is a predicted model, not a curated record.